Ricinus communis (castor bean) is the source of this 1988-nucleotide messenger RNA. RefSeq names its product hydroxyproline O-galactosyltransferase HPGT1. The transcript is spliced from 12 exons. Bases 596 to 1636 code for a protein of 346 amino acids. NCBI's taxonomy places the organism in Eukaryota, Viridiplantae, Streptophyta, Magnoliopsida, Malpighiales, Euphorbiaceae. Gene Ontology annotation, molecular function: hexosyltransferase activity. The record is from RefSeq and is a predicted model, not a curated record. Gene Ontology annotation, cellular component: Golgi membrane.
CCUUUUCUUUCUUUUUUAAACGAAUGAAUGAUGAUACAUUAACUGCGUUAUUAUUUCAUGUGAUUAUGUAACAAUUUACAUCAAAUGCUUCUCAAACAAUUGUUUACAACCAAACAGCACCUCAAAUUUUUCACUAUGUUUAGUUUGGAAUUUUAAGAGAUAAUUCAUGGUCAUAAUUUGCUAUAAGAUCAAAUCAAAUACGUUCAGAUACUCUCUUUUUUUUUUUCUUUUUUUUUACUUUAUUUCCUUUUUGGUUAGAUAUAUUUUUUCUAUAUUUGUAUAAAAAUGAGUUGGAUAAUUAAUUAGUUGAAAGAAAAUUGAACAAGCUAGAAAAAAAGGAAAGCUGAGAUUUUGUUCAACGACCAGAAAAAGAAAAGGCGAUUACUUUAGGCAGGAGAGCUCGCAGAGACCAACCCAACACAUCACCCACUCCUUUCUCUCUCUUUACGAAAACCAACACUGUGAAUUAUUUUUUUUAUAAUCCAAAUUAAGGACUGGGAUUUGUUUAAUUAAUGCAAAAGUGGUGUAAAGUUUGGUACUUCAGUUGAUACUACCAAGAGGGGAUUGAAGAUCCAGUGACAUUGCGGAGUGAGAAAUGAUGCAUAGCAGUGGCAGUAAAGGAUUGAAUAAUAGAGUAUCGAGUGGAGUGUAUGGAUCGAGAAUAUCAAUUCUACUGUUCUCAAUGUUUGCUACUUUCUCUGCAAUUUAUGUUGCUGGCAGGUUAUGGCAAGAUUCAGAGAACAGGGUUUAUUUGAUUAAAGAGCUUGACAGGAUAACUGGGCAUGGACAAUCUGCCAUAUCAGUGGAUGAUACAUUGAAGAUAAUAGCUUGCAGGGAGCAACAAAAGAAGUUAUCAGCUCUUGAGUUGGAAUUGGCUGCAGCAAAACAGGAGGGUUUUACUUCAAACUUCCUAACAGAGAAAGAUGGAAAUAAUUCAAACAAAAGGCGUUUAGUGGUGAUAGGAAUACUUACAACGUUUGGCAGAAAGAACAAUAGGAAUGCAAUCCGUAAAGCAUGGAUGGGAACAGGCGCAACAUUGAUGAAAAUGGCGAAUGAGAAGGGCAUAGUUGCACGUUUCGUUAUUGGAAGAAGUGCAAAUUGGGGAGAUAGUUUGGACAAGGCAAUUGAUGAUGAAAAUAGACAGACUAAUGACUUCAUCAUUCUGGACAACCAUGUGGAGGCAACUGAGGAGUUUCCAAAGAAGGCUAAAUUAUUCUUUGCUCAUGCUGUGGAUAAAUGGGACGCUGAGUUCUACGCCAAAGUCAAUGACAAUAUAUAUGUUAAUAUUGAUGCCCUUGGAACUACAUUAGCAACCCAGUUGGACAAACCUCGUGUUUAUAUUGGUUGUAUGAAAUCAGGAGAAGUUUUCUCUGAACCGAGCCAUAAAUGGUAUGAACCAGAUUGGUGGAAGUUCGGUGACAAGAAAUCGUAUCUUCGCCAUGCUUCAGGUGAAAUGUAUGUCAUAUCGCGAGCUUUAGCUAAAUUUGUAUCAAUAAACAGAGAUAUUCUCCACACUUAUGCACACGAUGAUGUCAGUGCUGGAUCCUGGUUUAUUGGGCUUGAUGUCAAACAUGUAGAUGAAGGGAAGUUCUGCUGCUCAUCUUGGUCAUCAGGUGCUAUUUGUGCUGGUGUGUAAUUUUGAUUUGCUUUAAUAUUUGAAGAAGCAAAUAUAGCAUAGGUUGACAGAUUGUCCGAGUUACACCUUUAUUCAUAAAAGGUUAAGAGUAUUUUUGUACAUGAAUCUCAUCAGGGGAUCAAUAGUUACUUUGCCCAUUCAGAAUUCAAUUGGUUAUAUUUGGUUACACCACAGAUAGGGAGAUUUGAGAAUCCAUACAAAUCGGAAGCAUCUUUAUCAGUAUACAAUAACCCACCAUAACUAGAUUCUGUUUUUGUGCUACAAUCGGAUGUAAGUGUUAGGUAAUUUUUCAUUUGUGCGAACAAAUGAGAAUGUGUUUUUUGAGUGAAUUGUGCCCCUCAUUGUGUUUCUA